Molecule: messenger RNA, 1378 nt
Organism: Camelina sativa (false flax)
Lineage: Eukaryota; Viridiplantae; Streptophyta; Magnoliopsida; Brassicales; Brassicaceae
Product: putative WRKY transcription factor 41
Biological process (GO): regulation of DNA-templated transcription
Cellular component (GO): nucleus
Molecular function (GO): transcription cis-regulatory region binding; DNA-binding transcription factor activity
Source: RefSeq, a predicted model, not a curated record
UCAAACUUUUUUAAAACCCCUUAAAUUCCAAAAGAACACGCUUUGUUUUAAAAACCAUCCCUCCACAACCAAAACAUUCUCAUCAUCAAAUACCAAAAAAAAAAACUUCAUCAAUCAUAUGUUUUAAAUCUUAUGUCCUAAACCUUACUAUUCCUUCGGAUCACCGGGACACUAAAAGUGACGGAACUACUCUUUUGGUGAGGUAACUACUAACAUGGAAAUGAUGAAUUGGGAACAGAGGAAUUUGCUAAACGAGCUUAUUCAUGGACUAAGAGCUGCAAAGCAACUCCAGGCUUCCCCGGCGCCAUCGUCAUCCUCUUCUUCUUCAUGUUUGACGUACGAGAUGAAGGAGACUCUCUUACAAAAGGUAGUUUCUUCCUACGAGAACGCUAUUAUGAUGCUGAACGGAUCACACAAUCCAACUACCGAGAGGGUGGUGGGUCCGGUAGUUAACUCCGGUAAGGUUCCGGAAUCUCCAGCGUCGAUUAACGAAAGUCCGAAAGGCGAAGAGUUCUUCGAUGUGGGAUGCAAAGAUUACAGUUGCAAAAAGAGGAAGAUGUUGCCAAAGUGGACAGAGCAAGUGAGGAUUAGUCCAGAGAGAGGCUUAGAAGGACCUCAUGAUGAUGUUUAUAGCUGGAGAAAAUAUGGCCAAAAAGAUAUUUUGGGCGCCAAAUAUCCAAGGAGUUAUUACAGAUGCACAUUUCGUAACACACAGUGCUGUUGGGCUACAAAACAAGUCCAAAGAUCGGACGGUGAUCCAACGAUCUUCGAAGUAACAUACAGAGGAACACACACUUGCUCACAACAGGGGAACCCACCUCCACAUAAACGAGCCGAAACCAAACCAAACCAAAACCACAUAGAAGAAGUCGUAAAUUACCAAAACAACCUCCUCGACAAUCUCAGGACCAAUCUCACCGUACGUACCGACGGACUCGAAGGCCACGGUUUCUCGUUCCCCUUUACGCCGCCGCCGUUUUACUCUUACGACUCCAUCCACGGCGGUGGAGCAACGUUUUGCCACGUCGGUAGCUCUGGUCCGUCGGAUUUCACCGGACUGAUCUCCACUAAUACCUCCACAGGAAGUUCUCCAAUCUUCGACGUUGAUUUUCAUUUUGAUCCAACGGCUGAGAUUGACACCACAGGCUUCCCCACGUUUUUACACGAUUCGAUUUAAUUACUUUAUUAUUACUUUCAUUAGGUAUUUGAUUAUCAUUAUUCUUGAGAUUAACUAUUUAUUUAUAUAGUGAGUAACCAAAGAAAAUAAAACUAGUUUCACACCUUAAUUGAAAUCUUAAAAAGCAGAGUUGUUUUUGCAUAAUAGAGACUAGAGAGAUGUUCAAUGUGAGCAAACUUGAACAUUCUCAUUUUUUUUCUU